UGCUGACCCGGAACAUCCUCUGUUUCGACAUUAGCCAUUAGCCGAUCAGCAGCAGAUCAGCUGUUUUCCCACUAGUGGAUUCAUAGUUUAACUAUAAUAACGUGUAAUCUUUAUAUAAUAAUAUGACUUCAAACAACAUGAACGACCCGAGACGACAAAAUAAGAUUUUGCGGUACAAACCGCCCAGCACAGAAGCCAAUCCUACACUGGAAGACCCCACCCCUGACUAUAUGAACCUGCUUGGCAUGAUCUUCAGCAUGUGUGGACUAAUGCUCAAGUUGAAGUGGUGCGCGUGGAUUGCCGUCUACUGCUCGUUCAUCAGCUUCGCCAACUCCAGGAGCUCCGAGGACACUAAACAGAUGAUGAGCAGCUUCAUGCUUUCCAUCUCAGCGGUUGUGAUGUCAUACCUUCAGAACCCUCAGCCGAUGUCGCCGCCUUGGUAACCGGGGACCAAUCAGAACAAAUCUCCUGAAGACCGGAGAAUCAUUCAAGGCAGCUGUAUGACUCCCUGGUCGCUGGGUGGAAGAUGAUGGUGUGAAAUACUGAAAGAGAGAGAGAGAGAAAGAGCAGUUGGUCAGUCACAAGGACACUCGACCAAAAUGGCGAGAUCGCUUGACCUUUGUGGUCCAUUUUAAUAUUUUUAAAUUAACUCUUUUCAUGUCCUUUGUUGAAGAUGCCCUGAUAUUCCUUGUCUCUUUGCAGUUUAUCCAGAAUAAAGUGAAUUUUAGAGAAAACUAACUCUUGUCUUCCUUAUA
Gadus chalcogrammus (walleye pollock) is the source of this 755-nucleotide messenger RNA. It is a transcript of the gene wdr83os, whose product is annotated as WD repeat domain 83 opposite strand. NCBI's taxonomy places the organism in Eukaryota, Metazoa, Chordata, Actinopteri, Gadiformes, Gadidae. The record is from RefSeq and is a predicted model, not a curated record. Gene Ontology annotation, biological process: protein insertion into ER membrane. The transcript is spliced from 4 exons. Gene Ontology annotation, cellular component: endoplasmic reticulum membrane. The coding region runs from base 123 to 443 and encodes 106 amino acids. Gene Ontology annotation, molecular function: protein folding chaperone.